Messenger RNA from Gongylonema pulchrum, 720 nucleotides. The record is from the annotation of a GenBank genome assembly. Lineage: Eukaryota; Metazoa; Nematoda; Chromadorea; Rhabditida; Gongylonematidae.
AUGCCGGUCCCGGCAAACCAGCUCCCGGUGCCCAGUAAAAUUCUACCAGAUGACGGUAAUCGUCGAUGCGAACUGUCAGAAGAAGACGAAUCGGGAAGGCCUCUUAGUAAAACCCAAAAACGUCGAAUUCGCCGAGAACGAGCGAAGAUUGCGACCGAAAUAAAAUCUCGGCAAAAUCCGGAGCCGAAAGAAUCAAAGAAAAUUGCCACUGGAUCAGCAGAAACAGAACGUUCCAAAUUGCCAAAUUUGUUCGAUGCAGUACCGGUUUGGGAAUCUCGUCCUGCAACAAAGGCUCUAAAUGUGCCACGUCUAGCGGAUACAGUACCAGCAUUUGAUCCUGAACCGAAACGACGACAGAUACCACGUUUGGCGGAUGCACCAUCAACUUGGGAUGAAUUAGGCCUCAAAGUAGCUGCUUUAAUCAGUGCGCGAAAACAAGUCCCUGCUGAGACGCAUCAAGCUAGCAGAGGUAGUAGCAUCGGUGGGAGCAGCUUGUCCGAUAACACUUCUCGAAUUCUUCCAGUAAAAUCCGGUAACGUCUCCACAGCAGCAGCACAGUACGGCGAACAGUCAACCGCUGCUUAUCAGGUAUCCAAACCUUUAGCUUAUGACCCCAGUCGGCCAUCUUACGGUUUGCCGAACGCUGCCAACCAGCAACAACUCACAUCGUUUUCGUCAGAUCUUGCGAGCAGCUUGCGCUCGGACGUAUUUUGGUUUUAA